UAACCUCUUCUAACAUUUUGUAAAGGAACUGUAAGAUAAGUGGAUUUAGCCUACUGGAUCAACUAAAAUAGUAAUACUGCUGCGUCACUUUUAUUAGAUCCUGCAUGUUUGCCACGAAGUCAAAUAUAUUUCGAUUAGUCUUAUCAAGAUCGAGUUUAUACAUCCGCUCUCCUAUCGGUUCGUUUUUAUCAAAUUCUGCUGGCAAAGGAUUGAAUCAUAAAAAAAUGGCACUUUCAGACGAAGAUGCGAAGAAAGCUUGUGUACCCGCACCACCAGAAACAGAGGGAUUCUUCUUCCAGCAGACAAUGGUUAGAAUUAAAGACCCCAAGAAGUCACUUGAUUUUUACUCGAGAGUAAUGGGCAUGACGUUGUUGUUAAAAUUAGAUUUUCCAUCAAUGGACUUUUCUCUCUACUUUAUGGGCUAUGAAAACCCAGCUGAUGUUCCUUCUGAUCCUAAAGAACGAGCCAAAUUUUGUUUUUCUAGAAAAGCUACACUAGAACUUACACACAAUUAUGGGACUGAAAAAGAAGAGAAACAAGUUUAUCACAAUGGUAACUCUGAACCAAGAGGCUUUGGUCACAUAGGCAUUGUGGUGCCAGAUGUUUAUAAAGCAUGUGAGAGGUUUGAGCAGCUGGGUGUACCUUUUAUCAAGAAACCUGAUGGAGGUAAAAUGAAGGGUCUGGCAUUUAUUCAAGACCCAGAUGGCUAUUGGAUUGAGAUCCUUAACCCAGUAAACAUGGCAGGGAGUGUGUAGCAGCUCAUGUGUCAACUGUUUCUGUUGUGUGUUCAUCAACUACAAGUGUGUAACAUUCUGGCAUGGUAUGCAACCGGUCAGAAGUAUUAUUAUCUUAAUCUUCCUGCGUAUUGAAUUAAAUGACCUGAAUUUAUGUUUGAAAAUUAUAUGCAUUGAUUAAAUAACAUACCUAUACAUUG
Molecule: messenger RNA, 934 nt
Organism: Physella acuta
Lineage: Eukaryota; Metazoa; Mollusca; Gastropoda; Physidae
Product: lactoylglutathione lyase
Molecular function (GO): metal ion binding; lactoylglutathione lyase activity
Source: RefSeq, a predicted model, not a curated record